This is a messenger RNA of Sclerotinia sclerotiorum 1980 UF-70, 633 nucleotides long. RefSeq lists its product with no specific name. The record is from RefSeq and is a predicted model, not a curated record. The coding region runs from base 1 to 633 and encodes 210 amino acids. Lineage: Eukaryota; Fungi; Ascomycota; Leotiomycetes; Helotiales; Sclerotiniaceae. The transcript is spliced from 2 exons.
AUGGCUGAGGCUCAGUAUCGGAAAUCGGGAGUAAAUAUUCAAAUUGAGAUCAAGAACAGAGGAUAUGGAAAUGGCAGAAGGAUUUCUCCCGUUGAAAUGCAGUCCGGAAUACCAGAAACUUUGCCCACGAUCAUCCCACGUUUAUCCCACGUUCUUCACACGUUCCGCGACCCCUAUCACGCCUCGACCACGUUUAACGCAUGUAAUCCCACGUGUACAGCAUGCACCUUAUCUGUCUCCCAUGCGAAAUCCGGCAUCAGACCCGAGUGCAUGUGCCCACCUAUUCUCGUUUACUCUCAAGAUGAGAGGAUGCUUGUUGUUGGUCAGAGUCUCACUUUAGGUUCCAAUCCGUUGAUUCUCAUUUCCACUUGUACGUCGUCUUCAAAUAUCUAUAAUGCAGGCAGUAGCAGUUUCUUGAGUAAACAAGGCCUAAGUCUUUCCUGGACCUUAGCUGGGUUCGCAGCAUGUGCUCCGACCCAGCAGUCUCACUUCUCCAGUCCAGAUUCGUGUCUAUGUAUCAGGCAUAACCCGGACCUUCAAGCCCAGGGCCAUAUGCGUCCGUACCCUAGUCGCGAAAAGCUCGCAUAUAGGGCAUCUCAUUCACAAUCCCUACCAACAUUUCAUGCGGAGUAA